Molecule: messenger RNA, 4773 nt
Organism: Plasmodium adleri (nom. inval.)
Lineage: Eukaryota; Apicomplexa; Aconoidasida; Haemosporida; Plasmodiidae
Product: conserved Plasmodium protein, unknown function
Exons: 1
Coding region: 1-4773 (1590 amino acids)
Source: RefSeq, a predicted model, not a curated record
AUGAAUAAUAAAGCUCGUUCCAAGAAAGAGAAAUAUUUAUACAACCAAUACGAUCAAUGCUAUGAUAUUUUUUUAAAAAAAAAUGAUAUAACUAAUAUUGCUAUACCACAAAAAAAAUCUGAAGUAACAAACACACACAUACAAUUUGAAGAGAAGAAGAAGAAAAGAAAAGAGAAAUAUCCAUAUAGAAUAAUUAAAAUAAUAAAGGGCUAUAAAAAUGAAGAUAUUGUUUUUUAUUCUGUCAACAAAAUAAAUAAAAUUAAAAAAUAUAAUUUAUUUAUCAUUCCUUAUAAACAUAUAUCAGAAGAUAUAUAUUUAAAAAAAAAAAAAAAUUCUGUAACUUCAAACAUUAUAAAUAAUAAUUUAUCUUUUGUAGAAGAACUAGAAGACGAAGAAAAAAAUGUAACUUAUAUUUUAAAGAAGAAUCAUAAUUAUAAUCUUCUAAAAUAUAACAACUUUAUUAUUCUUGCGCGUCAAAAAAGAAAGAAAUAUUAUAAAAGUAAGAAAAUAAAAAAAAAAAGGAUAAAGAAAUUCAAUUAUUUUAUUCUGAAAAAUUUUUUCAUUAUAAAUAAUAAAAAUAAUAUUUCCUUAGAAUGUAAAAACAAUACAAAGCAUGAUGAUAAUAUUUAUUAUUACAACAAUAAGACUAAAAUAUAUAAUGGGGAUGUCGAUAAACAAAAUGAUCAUUUCAUAUAUAAAGAAUGUGAUUCAUUUAAAGAUAUAAUAACUUAUGAGAAUAAAAAAAGAUAUGAUUAUAAUGAUUAUAAAAACAUACCAACUUUUAAAUGUCGCUUGCUUAAUAUAUUAAUAAAUAAUAUUAAAUAUGUUUCUAAUUAUGAAUAUAUAAUUGAAAAAAAAUUAUGUUAUGAUUGCUACUGCUCAAUAAAAUUAAACAAAAUAAAAAAUAAUGUAGAUACAAAUAAAAAUGAUAUGAAUGAUCAUACAUAUAUCAAUAUAAAUGAAUAUAUGAAAAAAAAAGAAAAAAAAAAAAAAAAAAAAAGAGAUGAAGAUAUAAAAAAUAUAUAUCCUAAUAAAUUAAAUACAAAUGAAAAGAACAAUAGAAAAUUAAAAAAUUCAUAUAUUUUUACAUACGGAUUUUAUAGUAAAAAAGGGAAAUAUCAUAUGAAUGAAGAUUGUAGUUCUCAUACAUUAUUUAGUAGUUUUAAAAUAUUUCAAGAAAUAAAAAAAUUUUAUACAAAUAUAAAGAAAAGAAACUAUUGUUUUUUUGAUGAACUCAUGAAUGUAUUUGAUAAGACACAAAUGGAAAAUAAAAAAAAAGAUUUAUUGAAAUAUGAUACAUAUUAUCAUAAUGAUAAUAUGAAAUUAUCUAAGUUGUAUGUAAAACUAUGUAACCCUUUUUUUUUUCUUUCUUUAAAAAAAAACAAAAAGGAAAACAAUAAUAAGACAUAUCCUUAUGACAUAAUAUAUAAUUAUUUCUGUGAUGAUUUGAAUGAAAAAAAAAAAGAAAAAAAAAUAAAGAAAAAGAAAAAGAAAAAGAAAAACAUAAAUUAUAUAAAUAAUAAUGAUGAUGAUAAAAAUAUAUUAUAUAAUAACACAUAUAAUAUUAAGAAAGUAUCUAGUAAGGAACAAAUAAUUUCUAAUAAAAUUAAUAGUUCUAAUAACACAACAGAUAUUUUAAAUUAUAAAGAAAAGAAAUUAAAAAAUUUAAUGUAUAACAAUGAAAAUAAUUAUUAUUAUACUUAUGAUAAGAAUAUAAGACGUAAACAUAAAUAUAUAUUUAUUUGUAAAAAUUGUAAAAAAAAAGAAUAUAUAAAUAAAAAAAAAUCUUUCCAUGUUAAUUAUUUAAAGUAUUUAUUUAAUAAGAAAACUUAUUUAAAUAAAAAACAAAAAGAAAAUGAAAAAUAUUUCAUAAAUAAUAAAUAUAAUAUAUAUGAUGAGAACCUUUUGGAUUUAUUAAAUGAUAAAAAUAACUCUACUACUAGCUCAGAUGAGUUCCAAUUUUUAAAAUUCAAAAAAAAUAAAAAUAUAAAAAAAAAAAAUAUAUAUAUAUAUCCAAAUGAUAUACAUAAAGACAAACAUUUUAAUAAUGAAGAUUAUAUCCUAGAAGAACAUUAUUUGAAGAAACAAGAAAAGUCAAACAUGAUAUUUUUAAAAAAUUAUUUUAUAAAAUGUAAAACUUGUAGACAUUUGUCUAAAUAUGAUAAUUUGGUAAAUGAAGAUAUAUUAAAUAUAUUUAAAAGAAAUAAUAUUUUAAUGUCUCCAAUUCUUUUGAGUAGAUCAAAUAAUAUGUUACGUUCAUUGUUAUUAUCUUGUUAUAAAAAUAAAAAUAGGAAAAAUCUAAAGGAUUAUAUUAUUAAUUGUUUAUAUAUACAAUCUUGUCGUAAGGCAAGAAAGGAGAUAAAAAAGGAUAUCACUAUGGAGAAGAAAAAAAAAAAAAAAAAAGAAAAAAAAAAAAUAAAAAACGAAAAAAAAAAAAUUAUAGAAAAUUCUUCUGAUAACAUUAAUAUAUGUGAUACAUUAAAUCACAGUGUUAUGUCUAAUGCUUCAUAUUAUUACUCUGACCUGGAAGUCUAUACAAAGAAUCAAGUGCGGAAACGUUUAGAAAAGAAAUUAAAAAUAAAUCUUUUAAUAAAAAGAGUAAAAAGAUAUCAUAGGAGUAAAUCUUGUAAUAUAAGAAGAGAUGAAACAAACGGUAUAGAUAUUUAUGAUAUACACAAUGAGUUUUAUAUGAAUAAUUAUAAUAUAAAUAAGGAUAUGAUUUGUAUGGAUAAUAAAUAUAUUCCAUAUAUUAUAUCACAAAAUAAUUUAAAUAAUAAAGAAAUGUUGUUUAAACAUACCACAAAAACAAAUAACAUAGAUAAUUUAUAUGAUCAUUAUGAUAUACAUUUAUUUACCAUAUGCGAUGGACAUAGUUCUUGUCAUACAUCUUCAUUUAUAAUAAAACAUAUCCAUAAAAUAUUUUAUUAUCUUCUUAUACACACUUUUUUUAAUAUUUACAUGUCUUUGAAGUUGAUACAUCCUUUUCUAGAUUUAUUAUAUUACAAAUUGUGUUUGCAGAAUAAUUUAAAAAAAUCUAACGGCUCAUGCAUAAUUAAUGUUCUUAUAAAAAAAAAUUAUAUAUAUGUCAGUAAUACGGGGGAUAGUAAAUGUAGUCUUAUGACAUUUAAUUUGGAUAUAUAUGAUUAUGAAGAUAAAAAAAAGGGGCAAGAAAAAAAAAAAAAAAAAAAAAAAAAAAAAAAAUUAUGUGAUGAUAAAAAUAUAUGUGGUGAUAAAAAUAUAUGUGAUGAUAAAAAUAUAUGUGGUGAUAAAAAUAUAUGUGAUGAUAAAAAUAUAUGUGGUGAUAAAAAUAUAUGUGAUGAUAAAAAUAUAUGUUAUGAUAAAAAUAUAUGUGGUGAUAAAAAUAUAUGUGAUGAUAAAAAUAUAUGUGAUGGUGGAACAAAAAACGAAUUAAAUUACGAAUCAUAUAAAAUAAAUUCAAAAUCUAUUUCAUAUAACGAAUUGAAUAGUGAACACAAUUGUAAUAAUUAUUUUGAAUAUUUAAGAAUAUAUAAAGUGUAUAUGAAACAUUAUAUUAAAGGAAAUAAUCAUAAGAAGAAUGGUGAUAAUAGGAAGAAUACAAAUGUGGGAGAAGACCAUACAUAUAAUAAUAAUAAUAAUACAUAUUUAAAUAAAUGUGAUGAAAAUAUAUUUAAAAAUAUAAAUAGAAGAUUCCAUUGUGAUAUUCAUGAUAGUAAUAAUAUUUGUGAAAAUUUAAAAGAGACUAUUUAUGAAAUAAAUAACUUGAUUUUAAAAGAAAAAGAAGAGACACAAAUAAAUAUAGGCAACAUCCCUAACAAUAUAAUUCAUUAUAAUAGAUUAAAUGGAUGUUUACAUCCAUCAAGAGUUAUAGGUGAUUAUGAUAUAAAAAAAAGAUAUAUGAUAUAUAAGAAUAUAUUAUCUAAUUAUUCUAAUAUAUAUAAAUACAAUAUGAAUAAUAUUAAUUUUUAUAAUAAUAUUCAUUAUCUUUAUAAAUACAAAAAAUGUAAUGAAUGUAAAAAGAAUUAUAUAUUAAAUAGCUAUGGUAAGAUUAAAGACAUUAAUGAUUUGAUUCUUUUAAAAAAAAAAAAAAAUAAUAAUAAUAACUUAAAUAUAAGAAAUCAUCAUAUAAUAGAAGAAAAAAAAUAUAUAAAUCUGGAUUAUAAUAAGGAUGAUAAUAAUACUAUUCAUUCUGUUAACUCUUAUUUAAUAGAUAAUAAAAAAAAUAAGAAUAUUAAUGAUGAUUUUUAUGAUAUAAAAUAUAAAAAUAAUAUAAGAAAUAUGAAUACACAUUCGAAUGUUAUAAAAGUUUAUAAAGAAACACAUUAUAAUAAUAAUUACAAUAUGGAUGAACAAUCAAAUGAUAAUAAUAAAAAAAAAAAAAAAAAAUUUCAUUUAUAUCCAGAUGAACAACUUCUACCUUAUAUUCAUUUCAAACCUACAAAUUUAAAUAAAAAUUAUAUAUAUAAAUCGAAUAAAAAAAACUUUUUUCACUUAUUAUUAAUAGCUUCAGAUGGUGUUUUUGAAUAUAUUAAUCCUUAUAUAAUAUUAAAUAUUAUAAAAAAACAUAAAAGUAUAUAUACAAAAAUUCAAAAAAUAUAUUAUCUUUAUAAUAAUUAUAUUAAAUAUAUAAAUACAAAAAAUCAUUAUCUUAAUUAUAUUAUUCAUCAUCAUAAUUUUCUUAUUACAUCUAAAGAAUGUUUUGAAUUAUCUAGAGAUAUAAUAAGAACAACAAUUCGCAUGGGUAAUUAUGAUGAUAGUUCUUGUUUCUGCAUAUUUUUAUUCCCACAAUUUUAA